Betta splendens (Siamese fighting fish) is the source of this 6087-nucleotide messenger RNA. RefSeq names its product formin-binding protein 1 (gene fnbp1b). The transcript is spliced from 19 exons. Lineage: Eukaryota; Metazoa; Chordata; Actinopteri; Anabantiformes; Osphronemidae. The record is from RefSeq and is a predicted model, not a curated record. Gene Ontology annotation, molecular function: protein binding. Gene Ontology annotation, biological process: signal transduction. The coding region runs from base 361 to 2424 and encodes 687 amino acids.
AGCCUGAAUGCUGUGGGCAGCCGUGGCCCCAGAUUCACUUUGUGUGUUGGAGGGAGGAAGUGCUGCAUCGGCUCCUCGCCCGCUCCCUGGACUCCUGCUACCUCCAGACAACCGGGAAUCACUUGCUGCAACUGUGCAGUUUCUUUGUUGUUCUUUGGGGGAGUGGGGUCAGCGGACAUUGUUCCCGACCCAGGCGCACUCCCACUAGCUCUUGUUUCGGAUACCUGGGAAAUGGUGCUGUGGAUGCCUUCUCCAGCCUAAACCCAGCCUUUUGUUGAGGUGUUUUGGAGACAGGAAGCCAGUUGGAUGAACACUUUCUGGAUUUGAAUUCGCAUUCCAAGCUGAGACACACUAGGAAACAUGGUGCCCCUGCAAAAGAGGGAUCAGUUUGACAACUUGGAGAAGCAUACACAGUGGGGGAUCGAGUUUGUGGAGAAGUACACCAAAUUUGUAAAAGAGAGAUCCGAGAUCGAGAUCAACUAUGCAAAACAAAUUAGGAAUUUAUCAAAGAAAUAUCAACCCAAGAAGAACUCGCGAGAAGAUGAGGAAAGCAAGUACACCGUCUGUCGAGCCUUCGUGACGACACUCAACGAGCUAAAUGACUACGCGGGUCAACACGAGCUGAUAUCGGAGAACCUGACGUCUCAAAUCAUCACCGAACUUACGCGCUUCCUGCAGGAACUCAAGACUGAGAGGAAAACGCACUUCCAUGAUGGCCGUAAAGCACAGCAGCACAUCGAGAGCUCGUGGAAACAGCUGGAAUCUUGUAAAAGAAAAUUUGAGAGGGACUGCAAAGAGGCCGACAGAGCACAGCAAUACUUUGAGAAGAUGGAUGCUGACAUUAACGUGACUAAGGCUGACGUGGAAAAGCGAAGUUCCCACAAGGCACGACAGCAAGCUCAGGUGCGGCACCAGAUGGCUUCUGACAGCAAGGGCGACUACUCCGCCUACCUGCAGAAGUUCAACCAGGAACAGAAUGAACAUUACUACACAGUCAUACCCAGCAUAUUCCAGAAACUUCAAGACAUGGAGGAGAGAAGAAUCGAGAGGGUCGGAGUGUGCAUGAAGACCUUUGCAGACGUAGAUCGCCAAGUGCUGCCCAUUGUGGGGAAAUGUUUAGACGGCAUGACGAAAGGCGCUGAAUCCAUUGACCCCAAGACUGAUUCACAGCAGGUGGUGGAGUCCUAUAAGUCUGGGUUCGAGCCCCCGGGGGAUGUGGAGUUCGAGGACUACGGCCAGGCCAUGAAGAGGACGGCGUCUGAAACCAGCCUGUCCAACACCAGAGAGGCCAAGGAGAGGCCUGCUGGCAAGAGCAAGGGCAAACUGUGGCCGUUCAUUAAGAACAAGAACAAGCUUAUGUCCCUGUUAACGUCCCCCCACCAGCCCCCACCUGCCCCCCCAGCCUCAUCCCCGCCCUCACCCUCUGCUGUUCCCAACGACCCCCAGUCUCCCAAGCAGCACAAGGAGCCCCUCUCCCACCGCCUCAACGACUUCAUGACCUCCAAACCCAAAAUGCACUGCCUCCGGAGCCUGAGGCGAGGGCAACAGUCGCCGCGCUCGCUCAUUUGUCACAAAGAGCUAAUGAAGAGGACUCUGGGCCGACCCACAUAUGCUUUCGAGGCCAGGCAAUAUGUUCUUUCUCUGAAGCUGAUCACACUCAAUUCCCAAGUCCGGAAUCUCAUUGAGGGUUCUGGACCAGAGGACUUCAGCCACCUGCCGCCAGAGCAGAGGAGAAAGAAGCUGCAGGGCAAGAUAGACGAAUUAAACAAAGACAUUCAAAAAGAAAUGGACCAGAGGGAUGCUUUGACUAAGAUGAAAGACGUGUACGUGAAGAACCCUCAGAUGGGAGACCCGGCCAGCGUGGACCCCCGGCUAACAGAAAUAGGCCAGAACAUCGAGAAGCUCCAGUUUGAAGUGCAGAAAUUCGAGGGCUGGUUAGCGGAGGUGGAGGAGAGGAUGCCGUCCAAGAGCGACUCGCACCGCAGGAGUGGAAUCUACGAGACUCAGAACAGCACGACAGUGAGCAACAACUGCGCGCAGGACAGGGAGAGGCCCUUGAGCAGCCCGGACGGCAGCUACACGGAGGAGCAGAACUCAGAGACUCAGGUCAAAGUCAACCCCGCCCCCAACCCCGCCCCCGCCCCCGCCCCCGCCCCCCACUCCAUCACGCCGGACUUCGACGACGAGUUCGACGACGACACCCUGCCCACCAUCGGCACCUGCAAAGCCUUGUACCCCUUCGAAGGUCAGAACGAGGGCACCAUCUCCUUGGUGGAGGGGGAGCUGCUGUACGUGAUAGAGGAAGACAAAGGCGACGGCUGGACGCGGGUUCGCAGGAACGAGGAGGAGGAGGGAUACGUCCCCACAUCCUACGUCGAGGUCUUUUUGGAAACUAAUGCCAAAGGUGCUAUGACAUACAUCUAAAUCAGCAAGCAAGUGCGUUUUGUUACCGUGAGCCCGUGCGUUUCCACUCAUGAACACUCAUAAACACGUCGGGGAGGUUAUAGAGAUAAGAUAAAUUCUCCCACACACUCCUCAUGUCUCCUGCGGAGGGAAGGACCUGUCAGAUUUGUCCAUUGUGCCUCAUGACAGUUGUGACAGUUGUGUGGGCGUUUGUCACUUUGCACUGUUUGUGAGCUCUGUGCAAAACACAGCUGGGCCACAUGUUGUUUGCUAGAAGCUUGUAGUUCCUCAUCGCUCACUCACUGCAGUGCCACCUAGUGGUUGUUUAAAGAAGCCACCUCCUCUCAAAGCAUAACAGGGCAAAUCACCAGUCUCCUGUACAUUUCAAACACACAGUACUUGAUUUGUGUUUUGCUUGUAAGCGUUGCAGUAUCACCUCCAACUCACCGCGCUUUUAAUCACACGCCGAUCACGGCGGUCGGGCAGAACCAUCACGGCGCGGUUCUGGUUGAUUCGGUCCACCUCCUGCUCCUCAAAGGAAAGCAUGCUCCAUGUGCAAUCGUGCAAAUGUAAUUUAAACAUGCUGUAAAUUGUGAAUAAAUAUGAAAAGAUAUUUUUGUAGGUUAAACAAUAGAAAAUAUUAUUGCACCCGCUCAAGUGUUGCAUGCUGUAAGUUGAUCAUAGUGCUGUUGAAACAUAAGAUCAAGUUGUAAGAGCGAUCCUUGAUUUGGGUUAAAUUUAUUCAAUAAUCGCAUUAGUGACUAAUUGUUAUCUCCUGCUGUUUUUUUGAACCUUUUAAUAAGUUUCGGCUGUUCUCAGACCAGCGCUAAGGCAGUAAAGAUGUCUGGUAGGACAAAUGAAGCUGGUCUUGACUUAGCUUUGUGGUUUCCUGCAUGGGUCUCUGAGCUGCACCUCCUCCAGGGGUGCAUUUACUAAAAGCAUGGUGUCUGUGUCCUUCACAGUCUGGUCAGCUUCCUGCAGCUCUUACAUCAGUCAUGCAUGAGCCUGCGUUUAACUUAACACACUCUGCCGUCCGGCGAGGAUUCGUAGGUGCGCAUAUUGUGCAUUCGGAAGAGAAAAGCAUUUUACGUACAUUACGUGGAAUCAGAUCAGUGCUGUAGACAAUGGAGGCUUUUCACACACACAAAAGCCGACAGCUUUCUGCUGACCUCAUCGUUUUAUCUGUCUCAUUGAGAACUGGGUUUCUGUACUUUCAUCAGAGUUUUUAAACCCAUCUAACUUUGCUUUUUGUCAUUUGUUUUGUGUGUUUGUAUUUUCUUUUUUUUUUUUAAUUGCAGAUUCCUAAACUCGCGAGGCUGGCUGAGGAAUGACAGGGCAAGCAGCCUCGGAGAAAACCACCACGCUCCUCACACGUCACACACAGCGUCCGAGACAGAGCCAAACCGCACCUGAAUCUGAAAAAGAGACACAAUUGGGAAACGCGUCUCAAUUUCCAAACCCUAGUAGAAACAAACAACAAACACCUGCGAUUUCAAGCAACAAUAGGAGAAAUUCAUCAUUUAUAGACACAGCGUUUAGCAUCUAUUUUCAUUUCUAACACUCAUCCAGGAGUCUCAACCACAUCCAAUUUGCUGUUUUGUUGCAAAGCUUUGCUUCUCAGUGUAACUAACUCUGCUUGCACCACGCGCUCCAGAACGUGGCUGCUGGCAUCUGGAAUCCCCCCCAAUCUACACACACACACACACACACACACACACGCACUGGUGUGGUCAGAGACAGGACAAAAAGCUGCGGGAGGAGGGAGGAACGUCCAUUGUGUGUGUGUGUGUGCAUGUGUGUGUGAGUCGUUAAACUCUAACUCCAGUAUUGACUCAAGAGAAUCACUCUGAGCUCAUCCAUCUACAAACGAGCCUGAAGACCUCGUCUGUCUGAAAUCAGCUGCAUUUGCGGGUGUCACCGACUGGAUCGUGCACCUCUGUACCGUUGGACGUGAAUGCCUGUAGAUGUUUGUGUCAUUGUUCUGCUUUCUACACGCCCACUUUCAGAACCACCUGGAAGGGGUGAAGGUGCCAGACGCCGGGCCGGUCACCCCCCCCCCCCCCCCCCCCCCUCUUUAUUUUUCCAUCCACCACUUCUUGCCUUGCCAGUCGCGUCGGUUCCUCUCUCUGACCACACCUCCCCCUCCACCCCCCUCCCCCCUUCACGGCCUUUCCCUCCUCGGGCGGCUCGGGCUAAUAUCCCUCGGCUGCUUUGAGCUUCCUCACUGUGUCGCCACAGCCUGGGGGGCGGGGGUCCCCUCGGCGGGCGCUGUGGUGCGCUGGCUGCAUGCUUGCCCUGUCUUCCUCCUCGCCCCUGUGCUGGCAGCUCGGAGCGGCCGCCUGCAGCCUCCAGCCUUUCUAUUCAGUUAACCCUCAUUGCCUGGUCAUACUGUUUGAAUUAACAGCUACUGUUUGGGUUCAGUGCCUGUGGUUUUUUUUAUAUACACUUCUAUUUUCUGUUCAGUUCAGAAAAGCAUGUUUCCCUUUCUUUAACCUCAUUGUUCCCAGUGUAAUCUGACAGAAAUGGGGGUUGGAACCGUCGUUUACCGAAUGGUCUUUUGCAUAAAGUAGGUAGCUCAUGGAUGUCUUGUGAAUUUGUUUUGCUCUAAGUUCACAGUACAGUGGAACUGUUAGUAUUGUAUGUUUUGAUCAGAGCGUCUAAUGCAAGUUGUGGUUAGUUUACAGUUAAAUCACCGUGUGGAGGUGCUUCCUCAGUCGUUUCAGAAAUGAAACCUACAGUAUGAAGUUGGGAGUCACCUGAUGCUUUAUUAAGGUCUUCCUACUGCCUAAUGCUUAUGAAAACAUACUGUGAUUCACAGUUUUUUGUGGAUUUUGACUGAAUUUUGAGUGAGAUUUUGGGCCACCUGUUACUCAUUCUCGACUGAACGAGUGAUGCUGUAUCUGUGAACUGAUCGAAAGGAUGAGGAAGCGAUGAUCCCAGAGGUUAAACACAAAGGAUGUGCACUGGCUUCACUCUCAGCGGCACAUAAUGUACAUGUUAACAUUUUGCUUUUCUAUUUGACGACAUUGUGUUUCUGUUUUUAUUUUAAGCUGAAAUCUUGUAGCUUUUCUGCCUGGACAGGACUUAAAAACGUCCUUUAACUGCGAUUAUGAGUAACAAUUACAUUGUUUAUGUUUUUGGGUGACACCAUUGUGAGAGAAUUCAAACACUUGGAAACGGAUACAUGACGGACUGAACGAUGAUGUGCACUGUUGAGUGAAGCAAUGAUCAGAUCCCUGUUGUAUUGAGAUUUUCCACCCGUCACUCAACUUAUCAAACAGACCUUUUUUGCUUGUUACAUUUUCUGAGCUAUAAGAAGAAUCAGAUGAGACACAGACGGUGGCGCCUGCCGCUGCUCUGCAACAACAACCGCCACAAACCUUUUAGUCGAUGCCCCUGAAUAACCUGCCUGUACAGUGGAAAUGGCGCGAUGGAAUCAGAGAGAAUAUAUAUGAAUAUAUAAAUAUUGAAAUUUAAAAAGGAAAACAUCUAUUUUAACUAUUGAAAGUCUUACACUUUAUCUGCUUUGCUAAGUGAGACUUCUUUCCUUUGUAAGGUCUACCAAAUGGUGUGUUUUGCACUUUUUUUGUUUGUGUUCCAUGUGGUAGACCAUGCUUGUGUUCUGGAGCACUGAAAACAUUGUAUUGUGUUUACCGUGCCAAUUAAAUAUGCCUGGAAAAUAAA